Messenger RNA from Staurois parvus, 3374 nucleotides. NCBI's taxonomy places the organism in Eukaryota, Metazoa, Chordata, Amphibia, Anura, Ranidae. The record is from the annotation of a GenBank genome assembly.
AUUAGGUGCACUAUGAGGUGGAGGACAUUGUCAAUAAGUUAGAGGAAAAAGGUCUAAGUCCUGGAAACUCCACAGAAGAAUAUUUGGCCUUUUUGUGGAACCUUUACCAAGUAGCAGAAAUAAAUUUACUGGAUGCAAAUAACAGUUUGGAGGAGCUGAAACAGCAACAGGCAGAAGAAAUGAAAGAGGUGGAGAACUAUGUGGCCCAUAUCCGUAGCCUCACCGAGGAGAGGGAGGCCCUCACCACAGACUUUGAGAAGGAAAACGUACAGCUACGGAUUGAACUUGAGAAGGUGCAGUUCCAGCAAGAAUCGCAGUUGAAGGAAGUUGAAGAGAUGUUGGAGCAAGAAGGCUUGAGUGAGAUCGCCCAGAGCAGCCCUAGUGAGCAGGUGGCCUAUCUGCUGGUGGAAAGAGCCACACUGUUAGAAAAGCUGGAGGCCCUGGAGCUAAGGUUGGACUCCCGUUCAGAGAAUCUCAGCAGUGAGAAGCGACAGGAUGAAUUGGAACAAAUUCAUCGGACAUUAGAGGAGGAACUCUAUCAGCAAUGUGAAUCCAUGAGACGCACCAAGGAAACCCUGAAUAAGGAGCCCCUAUCCUCUCUUCAGAACCCCUGGAAGAAGUUGUUUGGGACUCGUAAAAAUGACUGUUCAACAUUUGAUGAAGAGCUAGAAAAAGAGAAGAAAAUGAGGGAGUGCUUGGAAAGGGAUCUGAACGAAGCUUCCCAGAGGCUGAAAAUGGCCCAUGACGAGAUCCGCAAGCUGACUGAUGAAUUACUCAUUAAGAAAAAGGAAAUUACAGAGCUUGAGCAUAUUGUGGAGAAGAAGCAACACGAGGUAAAUGUGCUUCAACAGGAACUUAAAACCCAGAAAGAGAGUGAUUCUGCUGAUUUGCAAAAAGCCAAAGAACAUAACCUUCGAUUAGAUAAGGAGAUUCUCGCCUUACGCCAACGAGUCAGAGCACUGGAUUCUGAAUGGAAGAAGCACAUAGAACAGAGUGAAAAGAGCGACGGUGACUCCAUGUCCACACGCUCGAACAAGCAGGACAGUGAAGAACUUCAUAAAAAAUGUAGACUUGCGGUUGAAGGAAAGGAAUGUGUAAAUAAACAGCUCCUCCACAAACUGAAGAAGCUCCAGGCAGAGUAUGACGAUAUAGUGGAACGCAAUGAGGAACUGGAAUCCAUUCUGGGAGAGUCUCAGAACCGAACAAAAGAACAAGUAGAUUACUUGGAAUCUGAAAUAGCUGGGCUCCAGAGAACUAUUAUAAAUUUGGAGUCGGAGCUGACGGAACUUGUGGAGCAGCGUGAAGCCAAAGAUGAGGCCUGCUCUUCAGACGGACUGGGCUUAGAUGUCAAAAGGAUGUCAGAAAUGGAACAGGAACUGACUGAACUAAAGCCAAUGCUGAAGGGUGUAGAGGACCAACUGCUGAGAUCGGAGCGGGAGAAUAACAAUCUGCGUUCAAAAAAUGAGCAGCUGGAAAAAGAAACACAUUUGCAGGAUAAUAAGAUUUCUGAGCUGAUGGAGCAGUGUAAAAGGCUGAAAUUGGAAGUCACUGAAAAGAAAUUUCACAUAAAUAAGCACUUUGUAGAAGGGGGCAAGGAUCUGGAAAAGGAAAAGUGGAGUGCUGCUUUGUCCGAGCACCAGAGGAAAUGUGAAACUCUCCAGAGACAAAUCCAGGAUGGGCUGGAGGAGAAGCAGCACCUAUGGGAGGAGAACUUGCAGCUCAGACAAGAAGUGACAGUUUGCAGGCAGGAUCUGCAGGCCAAGAGAGAAGAAAUUGCACGCCUAAGACAGGAUCUCUUCAAUUUGCAGAAUCCAAUGCCCAGACCUCAGACAUGCGUAGAUGGAGCUCAAAAGACUGUUUCACAGAAUCUAGCUGGGGACGCUCUUAUCCAGCAGCAAUUUGAGGAAAUCCGCCAACUCCGUCAAGACCUCAACAGAGUGCACAAUCUCUGCAGCUCGGCAGAAAAAGAACUGCGAUACGAAAGAGACAAAAACCUGGAAGUCAAAAAACAAAAUAUCCUCCUGCAGAAGGAACACACUAAGGUGAGUGAGGAACUAAACCAUGUGAAACAGAAGUAUGCCUCUGUGACAGCGACACUCUCCAGCCUAGAAGUUGAGCGGGAGCAGCAGCAGCAGAAGAUUAAGAUGAUGGAACUGGAGUUUCUAAAAAUGAGCCGCAAUUCUAAAGUUCAGAACAGCUGGCAGGAGAAACUGGAGCAUGAAAAAUGCCGAGCAGUGGAUGCUGAAAAACUGGUCUCAGAUCUGCAGCAACAACUGCGAGCAUCACAACACCAAAUUCAACUCCUGGAAACCCAGAUAGCAGACAAGCGCCACCUGGAGGAAGAACUGAAAAAGAUAAGAGAGAAGGAAUCCAAGGUGAAAAUGGAAUUACAGGAGGAACAACUUAAAAGGAAAGUCUUUGAUGAAAGUUUGGAGGUGUGUUGCAGCAAGAAAUUAAAACCCUUCAUGAGAAAGAGAUUUCACUGACUGAGAGCAAUUGUGCCCUUCAAAUUAAACUGCACCAGCAGCAGUCAAUGCUGCACCACCUGGAUGAUGAGAGGAAGUCUGUCACUUCUGAGCGCACAAGUUGUGAGAGCGCCAAUCAGAAGCUUCUGGAGAAACUGCAGGAUAUGCAGCUAGAGAAAGAGCAAUUACUGAAGGAAUAUGAUAUUCUCCUGAAACGGCUGGAUGAAUCCAUCAGGAAAUACAAUGAAAUGCAACUACGCCACAAAUCCAAACUCAGCCGAGCCAAGGAAAUGUAUCUAAACGAGCUGAACCAGAAGGACCAGCACAUUAAACAGCUGGAAAUGGAGCUCAGUGUGUCCAAGAGCCAAACAGAGAAGGAACAGCAGCUGAUAAACAGCAUCACCACAGUGAAUGAGCAUUUACAUGAAGAGAAGAGACGGCUGCUUCUGGAGAUCACUGAGCACGAAGCUUCGGUGAGCAACCUCAAGUGGAGGUUGCGCUCAUUAAUGAACAGGAGUCAGAUUCUAGAUCAUGAAAAACCAGCAGCUGAGGGAAAGCGUACUUCAGCUUUAUAACCAGAUGCGCUCAAUAAAGCAAGUAUUAAAGAAACUGCAAGCCCUCAACCUACCUGAUAUUGCAAUGAUGAUUCCAUCUGAGUGGCUAUUGAGAACAGAUGAAAUGAUAAAUCUGCCAAAUGAAAGCUUUUCAGAACUGGCACGCCAGAGCUCUCCUGUGAUUAAAGUUUCUGAAGAUGGAAAUGUGGAACAAUCUCCAGAAAGCACUUUUCCACUCCCAGUAUCCCGCUCUGAUACAUCGGAAGUUGGAUAUCUUAAUGUUCCUUCUCCCAAGGUCCCCAUUGCAGCCUCAGAGGACCGUGGAGCACCAGAGCCAACCAUUGACAAUGUAUAA